AUGCCACCAGUGCGGAAUAAAAAAUCUAGAAAAAGCACAAAACAUGCUUCGCUGGAUACUAUGAGUAUCUCUUCCUUAAGGAAGAAAAUACGUGAUAGUGAACGUGCAUUAAGAACGAAAAAGGUACAUUCAGCUAAAGGUCAGGUAGGGCUGGAACGUCAACUAAAAGCUUUGAAAUUAAUGCUUAUUGAAAGAAUGGUAGAGUCAAAAGAGAAGAAAAUGGCCUCCAAAUAUCGCAUGGUUAAGCAUUUUGACAGAAAGAAAGUUGAACGUGCAAUAAAAAAGGCCGAAAAACAAGUUUCAGAAGCGCAGACCCCAGAGGAGAUCGAAAGUUCUAGGCAGAAGUUGUCUGAAUUACAGAUAGAUUAUAAUUAUAUAAUGGGUCGUAAAUAUAUGUCACUUUAUCCAACGACAGACGCUGAUGACCCUAAGAUGGUCUCCAGGAGAAAUGAAGUUAGAGAGAUUAUAAGAAAGGCUAUGAAGAAUAAUGAAUUGGAUUCCUUGAACAAACGCUUUAGAGAAGAAAUGAAAAUGAAAAUUAUUGGAAAAGAGGAAAAUAAUCAACAGCGAAAAAAGAACCAAAAUGAAAUACUAGAUACAAAUAAUAUUAUUAGUGAUAAUUUUUUUGGUUCGGAUGAUGAUGGUGAAUAG
Molecule: messenger RNA, 651 nt
Organism: Cetraspora pellucida
Lineage: Eukaryota; Fungi; Glomeromycota; Glomeromycetes; Diversisporales; Gigasporaceae
Source: the annotation of a GenBank genome assembly